UUUAACCAAUCAAAUUUUUUUGUGAUAUUACGAACGAUGAAUUCCGCAACGGGUUUAAACUUUCAAGUUUCUCCUCUACGCCUCAGGACAAAACUCUCGUCAUUUGUAAACAAGUUUCGUGUUGGGGGGAAGAUGCUGCACGAGUAUUUACUUUUAUUUUAAAUCAUUUCGAAUUUAAGGAUUCUAAAUUUUUAUCUUAGCUUAUAAAUAGAUUCUUAGUAAUGUAAAUUGAAAUAAAAGCCCAAAAUAAAUCAUUUGACUUUUCUUAAAACUCAGGUAUAUUGUUGACUUCCCUAACCUUGUUUUGUAGUCUGUACUCUACUGCUGUAACCACUUCCUGGAAAACAUUCAGAAUGUUAUGUUGCAACCCAUCAGACUGCUUUCUAUCCAGAGAUUUAAAUCCAGAAAUCAAUAAAGCCUCAAAGCAUAUUUCUUUUAAAAGUCCAUCAAGAGACUCAGAUGUUGUGGAUAAUCCAAAAGGAUGGAAAAACUUGAAUAUUAGUUCUGAAAACAAAACACUAUUUGAAACAAUGAAAAGCGAGAAAAACAGAUGGGAUUCGUUUGAUCGAAAAUGGCCAUUACCUUUUAUUAACGUCGGUGAGCUGGUUGCAUCUGGGUUCUUUUAUUUACAGUCGGACGAUAAAGUCCAAUGCGCGUUUUGUAAACUAAUAUUAUGCAGCUGGAAACCAGGAGACAAACCAUUAAAAGAACAUAUUAAAUCAGUCCCAAAAUGCCCUCUACUCACAAGAUCUGAAGGUGCAUCGCCGAGUGUCAAGUCAUUUUUUCCGUAUUCGACCGAGUCGUCCGUAUUGCAUUCUGUUUCCAACAAGCCGAAAAACCCUCGGAUGAUAGAUUUGAAGGAGAGAUUAUCGACGUUUAGGAAUUGGCCUCAUUCUACAAUAAAAAUUCUUGAUCUUGCUGAAUGUGGAUUGUAUUAUACGGGUGUCCAAGAUGCAGUGACUUGCUUCUACUGUGGUGGUAGUCUUUCUAAUUGGGAACCAUUUGAUGAACCAAUUUUGGAACAUGCAAAAUUUUAUCCCAAGUGUAACUAUUUAAGAAUGAUUCGAAACCGCCCUGCUUAUAAAAGGCUGAAAUCUGUUGGACCCAAUACUGGUGGAAAUUUUUUGUCAGACCAGCUUCCAGCAAACGAAGUUUUAAAAUCCGAUAUUGUCCAAAAGGCGAAAGAAAUUUUCCCUUCAUCAAUGGUUGAAGAUGUGGUUGUUCAAUCCCUUCAGAGGGGAGAAAUCUUUUCAUCACUUCAUCGUCUUUGUGAAAAACUUUUAGAACAAGAUACAAGAAUGAACCCAAGGGUAUCAAAGGUGGAAGAUUUGAAUGCAGUUAAGAAACCAGCAAGUACAUCAGCAUCCAGCUUUCAAAAUCCAGAUGCUACAAAUGAUAUGUUACUAUGCAAAAUCUGUAUGGAUGGAGAGAGGGAAGUUGUGUUUCAGCCGUGCGGUCACUUAAUAUCGUGUGAGAAAUGUGCCGAGUUAAUCACAAGAUGUCCUCUGUGUCGCAAAAAUAUCGAAAGCAGAAUGAGAACGUUUUUGAGUUAAAAAGUUUUUUCCUGAUAAAUUUACAGUUAAAUGACUUUUGACACAAAUUGAUAAAGGGAUGAACCCUUUUUUAAUUUUGUAUGUAAUUAAUAAUAAGUAAGUGUGAUUAUUUUAAUAUCAAAAUACUUAUAAAACUUCUAACAAAAUUACCACAAAUUUUGAUUGACUCUGAUUUUCAUUCUUUUGAAAAAGGGAGGAUUUCUGUAUUGGUACCGCCCCCAUCAAAAUUGGCAACUUCCAUGGAGUAGAACAAAGAGUAACUAACAAAAUCAGAGUAGGGGGUUAACUCAAGGGAUAAAACUUAUGCCGACCCACAGGAAAAUCCCUACUUAUUAUCCCAGUGGCAGAAUCGCUGCGAGAUGGUCGUAGAUUGUUAUAGUUCUUGCAGAAAGAUUUUUCUUUUGAAGUAGUGAAAAAUUUUAGUUUUCUUUUCAACAGAAAACUAAAAUUGAUAGUCACUUUUAGAUAAUCACUUUUUGAUGCGCUCAAUUUACACCGAUAGUAUCGUAAGUCGAUGUAAUGUUUCGAUUGUAUUUUCGCCAGUUAUUGAUAUUGAUUAUCAUGUGGUUUUUAAAUAUAAUAUAUUUCAAACAAUAUGGAAAAUUUGAAUAUUGCAUUUCAUUAUUCACUUUUUUACGCAAUAAUUUUAUUGAAUUUUUGCCCGUUAUUGCUUUAGAUGUCUCCAUUAUUUUUAAAUAGUUUUUUUUUUACACUAUAUUAUUUAUUACAACUACCUGAUCUCGAAACGAAACACGCAUUUGAGGAGUACGAUUCAUGUGAUUUUGUCAUCCAUCUUUUUAGCGUCAAUUACUACUACGGAUUUCAUGAUUUUUUAUUAUUUUGUUUAUUGUGAUGAUUAUUUACAAAAUAAUUUGUAAAUGAUCAUCUAAGAAGAAAAUAAUUUGUUCAGCCAACAAAAUGCAAGAAUAUCUCCCAUAGUAUUAAAAUGAAAAAUCAUUACAUAUUAAAUGAAAUGAUACAGUUUUUUUUUUAAUGUAAACUGCGCUUUUGUAAGUUUAAAUUAGAAACAAAUAUUUGUUUUUAUUAAAAGUAUCUUGCAGAAAGAUAUUGUUAAAGAGUUUAGUCGCAAAUAGCUCGAAUAAAUUCUGCCACUGGGCUUAUUAUUAAUUUUGCAAGUUAAAAACCCCAUAACGUUGGUAAGUGGGGGGAACAGGUACUGAUGCUGAAAUAAACUCUUACUAUAGUUCAUUCACCAGGAGUUGGCACCGCCUUCAUCACAUGGUAUCUGAGAUGAUUCUAUUUCGUUAUUUUUGGGAUGCGAACAAACCUGAACAAGGUAGCUAUUUAGAGAUUGUAUGACAAAAAUAUUAAUUACGCAAUCUUUGUGUCCACUUUUUUAACAUUUGCUGAUACUUCUCUCUUUUGAGUGAAUAGUUCGUCCUUUUUCAGAUAUUUUGCUGGGAUAACAGCAGUUUUUAAAUUUAAAAUAUAUUUAAUUAGCUAGAUUAACGAAAAGGUAUAAUAGCAGUAAGCGAGUAUAUAGCAGUAAGCAACUGAAAAGGAAUUUACUGUUUGGGGUUGUCUCAAUUUUCUCCUCUUACUCCCUUUCUGAAAUGAAAUCUGCAUCCGAGGAGGUGGCGUCCAGUGCCAACUUCUGGUGAACGAACUAUAUUUGUUUUUUAGAAAUAAUUAGCCCAAAAUGUACAAUCGUAUCAAAAGAAAAUAGGGUGAUCUUUAGUCUUAAGAGAACGCCAUAGCGUGGGAGAAACUUUUCAUUGCAAAUUUUCUUUCACCUUCAUUACUAAUUUAAAAGAAAGAAAAACUGAGUACACACAAUUUAGAGUAAGCAAUAAAGUUUAAAUUGCUGAAAAAAUUAUAUUGAAAUAUCAAAAUGCACACAAAUUAUUGGAAGAGAACUUCCCCGUCUUGUAAUCCUAAGUUCUCCUAUUUUAUUUUCAUUUGCAUGUUUCAAAAUUUUCUUUUUAGUGUUUUAAACUUCAUGGUUUAUUCUAGGAUUGUCUGUACUCAUUUUUUCUAUACUUAAAAUUAGUAAUGGAGGUGAAUGAGAUCAUGCAACGAAAAUUUUCUCCCAUGAUAUAGCGUCCUUUUAAAGUAGUAACACAAAGUACAAUAUGUAAAGCACACAAUUUUCUUUUUAACUGUUAUUUUUGCUUAACAUGUUUUAUUAUGCCAUUAUGCACAUUUGCAUAGCUUUUAGUACAUAAACUUUAGAGACCUAAACACCAAUUAUACUAUAUAAAAAGAAAUUUAAAUCCUUUAGUAAAUCAAUUAUAAUCAUGUUCUUUUGGUUAAAAAGUACAUAAAAUUGGUUGAAAAAUGUAAAUUAGUGAUAAUCUUAAAAAAUAAAAAAAGAAUGUUUCUGGCAGACUGCUUAGCAUUCUACUCAAAGAAAUGUGAUUGAAAUUAUGUGUAUAUAAUGUUUGAGCCUAGUCUUUUUCCCUGAUGUUUCCUAAAAAUAUAAUGUGGAAAACUAUGUAAAUAAUGUAAAAGAGUAUACUUUGUAACAAAUAAAGUAAAAUUGUGACUGAAUGCGCAUAUAAAGGCACAAAAAUGGACAUAGUUUAGUUUUAUAUAUA
Messenger RNA from Parasteatoda tepidariorum (common house spider), 4111 nucleotides. Its product is annotated as baculoviral IAP repeat-containing protein 8. Lineage: Eukaryota; Metazoa; Arthropoda; Arachnida; Araneae; Theridiidae. Gene Ontology annotation, cellular component: cytoplasm; nucleus. Gene Ontology annotation, biological process: negative regulation of apoptotic process; regulation of cell cycle. The record is from RefSeq and is a predicted model, not a curated record. Gene Ontology annotation, molecular function: cysteine-type endopeptidase inhibitor activity involved in apoptotic process.